AUGUUAACAUUGGCCCCCCUACACCUGCUGCGUGAGCCCUGGAACACCAGCGAGGGCAACCAGAGUAAUGCCACGGCUGGGGCUGGCGGCGGGAACCUGCUGGUGGUGGCCGCCAUCCUGAAGAACAGGAACCUGCACUCACCCACAUACUACUUCAUCUGCUGCCUGGCCGUCUCCGACAUGCUGGUGAGCAUCAGCAACUUGGUGGAGAUGCUUUUCAUGCUGCUGAUGGAGCAUGGCGUGCCGGACACCAGCAUCGUCCGCCACAUGAACAACAUCAUCGACAUGCUCAUCUGCAGCUCUGUCGUGUCCUCCCUCUCCUUCCUGGGGGUCAUCGCUGUGGACCGAUACAUCACCAUCUUCUAUGCCCUGCGCUACCACAGCAUCAUGACGUUGCAGCGGGCUGUGGUGACCAUGGCCAGCAUCUGGAUGGCGCGGACGGUGUCCAGCGCUGUCUUCAUCACCUUCUACCGCAACACCACCAUCCUCCUCUGCCUCAUCAGCUUCUUCCUCUUCAUGCUGGUCCUCAUGCUGGUGCUCUACAUCCACAUGUUCGCCCUGGCCCAACACCAUCUCCACAGCAUCUCCAGCCAGCAGAAGCAGCCUGCUGUCUACCGCGGCAGCAGCAGCCUCAAGGGAGCUGUCACCCUCACCAUCCUCCUGGGCGUCUUCUUCAUCUGCUGGGGCCCUUUCUUCUUCCACCUCAUCCUCAUUGUCACCUGCCCCACCAACCCCUUCUGCACCUGCUUUUUCAGCUACUUCAACCUCUUCCUCAUCCUCAUCAUCUGCAACUCUGUGAUUGACCCGCUCAUCUAUGCCUUCCGGAGCCAGGAGCUACGGCGAACGCUUCGGGAGGUGGUGCUGUGUUCCUGGUAG
Messenger RNA from Nestor notabilis (Kea), 876 nucleotides. It is a transcript of the gene MC1R, whose product is annotated as melanocortin 1 receptor (alpha melanocyte stimulating hormone receptor). NCBI's taxonomy places the organism in Eukaryota, Metazoa, Chordata, Aves, Psittaciformes, Psittacidae. Gene Ontology annotation, cellular component: membrane. Gene Ontology annotation, biological process: G protein-coupled receptor signaling pathway. Gene Ontology annotation, molecular function: melanocyte-stimulating hormone receptor activity. The record is from RefSeq and is a predicted model, not a curated record.